Molecule: messenger RNA, 777 nt
Organism: Trypanosoma theileri
Lineage: Eukaryota; Euglenozoa; Kinetoplastea; Trypanosomatida; Trypanosomatidae
Exons: 1
Coding region: 1-777 (258 amino acids)
Molecular function (GO): protein binding
Source: RefSeq, a predicted model, not a curated record
AUGGUUUCCUCAGGAAAGUGGCUUUUAGAACGUAGCGAUGGUUUUGUUGUAGAAAUUAAAGACCCUGAUGUCUCUGUUUUCUUUGGAAGGGAUAAAAAACUCCCACAGUCGCAGCGGAUAGAUGAUAAAUAUAUUUCACGACAUCAUUUUGUAGUAGAAUUGAAACCACCUUCUUUAUUUAUUAGGCAACUUGGAAAAAACCCGACAUUUUAUUCAAAAGAAUUCUUGCAGUUGCCACCUAGUUCUGAUACAAAGAAUAAAAACUUGGAAUUUCGUCCUUCUUGUGAUAAUCUUGAAAAGGUUGAUAAUGUUGUGGUAAGUGAAAAUAAUAUUGUUUUAGUUCCUUGUGAAGUUAAAGGAGAAUCUAAGUCUCUUACUGGUGGUAAAGAGAAGAAAUUGGAACCGUGUACACUUCAUUUUCCUGAAGAAUUAAGACUUCCUGAAUUUACUGUACGAUAUAUUGUUUCAAAUUUAAACAAAAAUGAAGAGACAACUCCUAAAGCUAUACCAAUUGUUCCUCUUAAUUAUCACAAUAAUAGUGAAGAUGAGGAUGAGGAUGAAAAAGAAAGUGGAGAAAAACUAGCAGCUGCUCGUAGUUGUCGUGGAAUAUUAGACGCCGUUCUGCAUGAACAAGAGCAAAAGGAAAAGGAAAAGGAAAAUUUAGAAAAGAAUCAGAAAGAAGAAGGUGGUGAUCAUAAUAAUAAUGAUAAUAAUAAUAAUCAAAAUAAUGGGGAAGAAGGGAUAGAAAGGGAGAAGAAAAUCCCACGUAUGGAAUAG